GGUUUGUAGUCCGCCAGAGAGCAGAAGAAGAGAGGACCGAGCUGUCCUCGGACCGUCUCCUGUCAGCCUCUCGUUAUUAUGGCUCUUCUUAAACCAUGGAGACCGUGUGGCGCCUUGUGUCGCUGACCGCCCCCACAGUGCGACUCUUCUCCGGACUCACGGACUACAGGAAUGCCCUAAAGACUACAAAGAUGGAGGAGAAAGCGUUAGAAGUGUACGAUGUGAUCCGCUCGAUCCGGGACCCGGAGAAGCCCAACACCCUGGAGGAGCUGGACGUGGUGACGGAGAGCUGUGUGGAGGUGCGGGAGCUGGGGGAGGAGGAGUACCUCAUCAUCAUCAAGUUCUCCCCCACCGUCCCUCACUGCUCCCUGGCCACGCUCAUCGGUCUGUGUCUACAGGUGAAGCUGCAGAGAUGUUUACCUUUCAAACACAAGCUGGAGAUCUACAUCUCAGAGGGAACGCACUCCACUGAGGAGGAUAUUAACAAACAGAUCAACGAUAAGGAGCGAGUGGCCGCAGCCAUGGAAAACCCCAACCUGAGGGAAAUCGUGGAGCAGUGUGUGACCGAGCCAGACGACUGAGAGAGAGAGAGUGUGUGUGUGUGUGUGUGUGUGUGUGUGUGUGUGUGUGUGUGUGUGUGUGUGUCCACGGUUCCUGAAGACAGUAUCCAGAGGGUUCCUGAGUGUCUGCACAAUGCUCCACGUGUCGACGUGAACACUGAGAAUACAGUCCUGAUGGAAGCUUGAGUAGAGCCACAGGUGUGUGUGUGUGUGUGUGUGUGUGUGUGUGUGUGUGUGUGUGUGUGUGUGUGUGUGUGUGUGUGUGUGUGUGUGUGUGUGUGUGUGUGUGUGUGUGUGUGUGUGUGUGUGUGCGCGCGCGUGCGUGGACUUUCCCAUCAUGCACUGCUGCGCUCAGGUGAAGUGGACCAGCGUCUUCAUGUGAAUUAUAUCUUGAAGUGAUUCUUUUCAGAGCCGAUGUGAUUAUUGACAAUCUAAAAUGAAAGUCUACGUUAACGAGGCGCUGCGUCUGAGUGGUGAAUGAUCUGCAGAAUACAGACAUCAUUAUGGUGUAUAUAUAUAUUAUAUUCUCUCCUGUUUAUUACCAGCGCUCCCAGUUGAUGAAGUGUGUUUAAGGUGUUUGAACGGCCUCCUGUUAUCUCUCUUUGUUGCUGUUUGAACGACUCGUCUCAUUUUCUCCCAGAUAUUAUGUUUCCCCCUGACGCAGCGUCCUCGUGUGUCCCGAUCAAUAAAGUUUUAUCUCCUGACGAAGACGGAAACAAUACAGAGAGAAAAACUCUGGGUUUACCGAGUUUAAAGAUGUAUAUUCCUGGAAAUAAAGAGGAAUAUUCUCAGAAUUUAGUUUUAAAUUUAAGAAAUAAAAAAGAAAAACGUUUUUUUCUCGUAAACUUAAGAUUUUGGAAAUGCUGACUUUUUUUCGGUAAACUUGAUCCUUCUUAAUCUUUUAAUUGUUACUGAAAUGUACGACUUUGAUCUGGAAGAUGUUUAACACAUUUAUAAUUUCAGAUAAAAUGUUCUUACUCUGACAUUUUGUAAUCUCAUAAAAUUAUCCCGUUUUGUUCUUUUGUGAUUUUCUUUGCUUAAUUUCAGAGAAUUGUCCAAUUUAUAAUUUGAACGUUAAUUAAAAAAUGUUUUUCUGAAUUAA
Messenger RNA from Eleginops maclovinus (Patagonian blennie), 1662 nucleotides. RefSeq names its product cytosolic iron-sulfur assembly component 2A (gene ciao2a). The coding region runs from base 96 to 581 and encodes 161 amino acids. Lineage: Eukaryota; Metazoa; Chordata; Actinopteri; Perciformes; Eleginopidae. The transcript has 5 exons. The record is from RefSeq and is a predicted model, not a curated record.